AUGGCCGGCGAAUGGUGCAAAGUUCCGCCAACGGAUGACGAGGCACCCUCGAUUAAGCGCGAAGCUGAGGGCGCUAAACUUUAUUUACGAAAGUUUUGCCCCGCGGCCGGCGAUAACUUGCAUGAUCAUCUUAGUGAGGUAUUGAAGAAGAUACUUACCGAAAGACCGAAUGACGCUAUUACGGCUUUCGAGGAGUACAGUAGGAAAUUGCGCGAGGACAAGUUUCGAAUGCAAGGCGAUUGUUUGCGUGAUUUGCAUGUGCCACGACCACAAUUCAAGGAUGCGCAGAAACUUAUCGAUUUAUUCAAAGUUCACUUGGCAAUCAACGAAGAUUAUCGGAGCGUCGAUGAAGGAACAGACGAUGCUGUACAAACGCGAGCGAUCAUUCCUAAUCUGUUUGAACUCUUAUUUUACUCCGAGCAAGUUGAUAUUGGAUUACCGCGGACUGAAGUUGUGCUGCUAAACUUGGCCAUUAGGAAAUUAAUUGCCAAAAUCAAAGUAGAAGAUGUUCGCUUUUGGGGGAAAAUCUUGGGAAGAUCAAAAAAUUAUUACGUUAUUGAAGCUAGUUUAUCGGAUUUCGAAUUGGAACGGAGAUUAGAGGAACUGGAGAGAGCUCAGCAGAAGUCUGAGAGAGAAAAUGCAGAUGAUGCAAAUGGGGACGCGAAAGAAGCUCAACAAGAAGUGGCAGAGAAAGAGGCACUAGAGGCGGCUCUGGCAACUAAAUUAUCCGAUUCAGCAGGAGAAAAUGAAGCGGGAUUUGCGGAGGAAGAUGAUACUUUAAAACUUGUGUUCCCGCCUAUACCAGAAAACACUUGGCUACCGCCGCCAAAAGUGCCUCCUGAAAAACUUGGCACUGGCGCCAAUGCCAAGGUCUACUUUGUUUGCAAUUCACCGGGAUUGGACGACUGGGUGGAAUUACCAGCAGUGACUCCGGAGCAAAUUGUCAUUGCCCGACAAACUAUUUACGUAUUCACGGGAAAUUUGGAGGCUGACAUUCGUACAUUCCCGCCGUUUCCCGGAAACGAGAAGAAUUAUCUACGCGCACAGAUUGCUCGCAUCGGCGCGGCUACACAUGUCUCUCCAAUUGGCUAUUUUACAUUCGGCAAUCGGAAGCAGGAUGAUGAAGAGAUGGAAGACGAGGAGAGCGACGCGGAGGACGAGGAAGAGGAGGAAGACGAAGCCGAUGUGGUGAUAAACCGUCACUACGAGCAACCAGCGAUCAGAGAUUUAAUUGAGUCAUCAAACUGGUGUCACCACAGCCCGUGUAUACUCGCGCAAGGGCGCGUGAUAUGGCAGGAUCCAGGAAAGGCUGGCGCCGAGGAGGGUGACGAAGAAGACGAGGGUGAGGACGAGGCCGAGGAGGGCGACGAGGCCGAUGAUAGCGGAAAUGAGAAAGAGGAACAGAACGGCUCUGAGAAAGACAAAGGAAUCGAGAAGGAGAUCGGACCGCCACUGUUGACGCCCCUAUCGGAGGAUACUACACAGGACUGGCUGACACCUUGGACUGGACGACUCUCUUCCAAAAUACAACCCGAUACGGCAGUAGCUCUCAUUCGUUCUAAUGUCUGGCCCGGGGCUUUUGCUAUCGCUGCGGACAAGAAAUUCUUCAACGUUUACAUUGGCUGGGGUCAUAAGCACAAUGCUUACAAUUAUAGUCCAAUCACAAUGCCACCUAUUGAAAACCAGUACCCAAUUGAUUCGGAACCUGCGGAAAUUCAGGAUCCGACAUUCGAUGAAGAGGAGACUUAUCGCAUCUCCCAACUGCCACCUUCUGACGAUGACGAGGAGGAAGACGACGAGUCCGAGAAAACUGUUGAUAGCGAAGAGGAUUAA
This is a messenger RNA of Phymastichus coffea, 1833 nucleotides long. RefSeq names its product radial spoke head protein 6 homolog A (gene Rsph4a). Gene Ontology annotation, cellular component: axoneme; radial spoke. Lineage: Eukaryota; Metazoa; Arthropoda; Insecta; Hymenoptera; Eulophidae. The transcript has 11 exons. Gene Ontology annotation, biological process: axoneme assembly; cilium assembly; cilium movement involved in cell motility. The coding region runs from base 1 to 1833 and encodes 610 amino acids. The record is from RefSeq and is a predicted model, not a curated record.